Synchiropus splendidus (mandarinfish) is the source of this 2169-nucleotide messenger RNA. It is a transcript of the gene pex2, whose product is annotated as peroxisomal biogenesis factor 2. Gene Ontology annotation, biological process: protein import into peroxisome matrix. The transcript is spliced from 2 exons. The coding region runs from base 102 to 1073 and encodes 323 amino acids. The record is from RefSeq and is a predicted model, not a curated record. Gene Ontology annotation, cellular component: peroxisomal membrane. NCBI's taxonomy places the organism in Eukaryota, Metazoa, Chordata, Actinopteri, Syngnathiformes, Callionymidae. Gene Ontology annotation, molecular function: zinc ion binding.
AUGGUUUCCAACCCGGAAGCGUAUGUUGUUUACCUCCUGCAAACGAGUCCAUAUGUUAGACUGUCUGAUGUCCUGAGAAAUCCUCUCAAUAACCGGAGAAAAUGAGUGGGGAAAGUGCCAAUAAACAACAAAGGAAUGCUGAACGUGCCAGUGAGACUGCGAGUGUUGACCCUCAGGUUCCCGUCUUGCGCAUCAGUCAGCUGGAUUCCCUUGAACUCGACACGGCCCUUGAACAACUGGUAUGGACCCAGUUCUCCCAGUGCUUCCAGAACUGCCGCCCUGGCCUCUUGACCCCUCUGGAGCCAGAACUAAAGGCCCUGCUCCAGCUUCUGGUGUGGAGGUUUACACUGUGUUCCAGCAGCACCACAGUGGGCCAAUCCAUUCUCAGCCUGUGUUACCAUGACUCCCGCUCUUCAUCUGCCGGCUACAAGCCUCUAUCCUCCAGGCAGAAGCUGGCUCUAGCUUUGCACACUGCGGGUCCCCGCUGGCUCCAGGAACGUUCCCACAGUAUCCUUCGCAGCUUUGGACUGACUUCAGGAAGUCCAGUGUCUGGAGGUCAUGGUUUUCUCCGCAUUAGCCUGACAGUCAUUUCUGCUUUAGCCCAGCUUGCGAGCCUCACCAACUUCCUCAUCUUCUUAAGGAAAGGCCAGCAUCCUGUUCUGGCGGAGCGCGUGGUGGGCUGUCGAGCCGUCUUUAGCAAGCCCAACGUCACUCGAGACAUAACCUACCAGUACAUGAACCGGGAGCUUUUGUGGCACGGAUUUGCAGAAUUCCUCAUCUUCCUGUUGCCAAUAAUAAACUCAAGGAAACUGAAGGCUACGGUGCAGUCAGUUUUGUUUGGGAAGGAGACUUGCAGUGCGAGUGAGGCUCGGGAUGGAACUUGGAAAGAGUGUGCAUUUUGUGGAGAGUGGCCAACUAUGCCUCAUACGAUUGGCUGUCGGCAUGUUUUCUGCUACUACUGUAUCAAAAGUCACAGUAUUGCUAAUACUUACAUCACCUGCCCUAAAUGCAACGCAGAGGCUGGAUGGCUAGAGCCGGUCAGCAUGAGGGUGGAAAGGGUUGGCAGGCAUUGAUUUAGUCCUGCAGGAUGAAAAAAAAAAAAAAAAAGUGGGAUGUGUUGGGAGAAGAAACGAAUGAAAGGAAACGGACGUAGCAGAGAAAAUGCGCUGGAAAACCUUCAUUUAUUUUGUCUUGUAAUUGCAGCAGACUGCAUUAUUUACUUGCAGCGCCUUAUUAAAAGCCGUCGGCUUUCGUCCCGUGUGUCUUUUCUGAACACACGUGGGCCAUGCUCUGUUUAAUGUAUGUCUGCAUAUAUUGACACGGCACUGCCCUGUCCGUUUCUCCGGCUGGACUUUGGACAGAACUAUUUGUCUUUGGUGCGCUGGACAGACUACUGAGAAGCAGGCAGAGCAUAUAUUUGAUGAGCCAACAUGUUGAUUUAUGCUGCAAAUUGGCUUUCAGUCGGCCCGUGCGCAUGUGUGUGUUUGUUGAAAUGGGAAUAUUUGUUCUGUUGAAAAAUGCAGAAAGUAAGCUGAAUAAAUAAUGGGGCCAACUUCUGACGCCGCUCAUCAUUGCCAAAUUAGCAUUUGUUGUGUAUUUUGUACGUAAAUUGUAUUUCAACAUCAUUAAAAUUGAUUGAGCGCUUCCUCUUGGGUGUUUAUUUAGUUAAGUGGAGGGGAGAGAGAGAGAGGGAGAGAUGAGGGAAACUUAUAACAAUCUGCACACUUCUCUCUCAUUGGGCCUGGUCGAGCUCCCAUUAUCCAUUUUCACAGCACCCCAACAUGCUGGAGAUCAAGGGGGCAGCCGGGGGCUUGGAUUGACUCACACACACUUGACAGCCAGCCUCCCAUCUCCCUUGGCCUUUUUCUCUUUUGCUGCCUUUCCAUCCCUCUCUCUCUCUCUCUCUCGCUCGCUCUCUCUGUAAUCUCUAGGGCCCAUGCUCCCAUAAGACUGUAGUAAACUAUACCAAAACCCUGGCAGUCGUCUCCUUCCUCGCAGGCGAAUUACUCUCUAAUCCCUGUAAUGAGUCCAAAGAUGCUUAUUUAUGCUGGAGUUAACCUCCACCAGUGAGCCCAGCCCCGGGCCAAACGCACCCCAGCUGAGUGACGCCUUUCCAGGCUGACAAGAGAAGACGGAGCGCUGUGCAGAGGCAGGAGGGAGGGAGGAGGA